Molecule: messenger RNA, 3504 nt
Organism: Octodon degus (degu)
Lineage: Eukaryota; Metazoa; Chordata; Mammalia; Rodentia; Octodontidae
Gene: Adam11
Product: ADAM metallopeptidase domain 11
Exons: 25
Coding region: 1-2313 (770 amino acids)
Biological process (GO): proteolysis
Molecular function (GO): metalloendopeptidase activity
Source: RefSeq, a predicted model, not a curated record
AUGCGGCGGCUGCGGCGCGGGGCGUUCGCGGCUCUGCUGCUCCUGCCGCUGCUGCCCCCGCCCGGGGUCGGGGCUCAGGGUCCCGGCGCCGCUCUGCGCUGGGGGCGCCCGGGGAGCCCCACGGCCGCCGAGGUCACCGAGCCCAGCCGGCUGGUUGGGGGCAGCUCCGGGGGCGAAGUGCGGAGGCAGCAGCUGGACACGCGCGUCCGCCAGGAGCCGCCUGGGGGUCCGCCUGCCCACCUGGCCCAGGUGAGCUUUGUCAUCCCCGCAUUCAACUCCAACUUUACCCUGGACCUGGAGCUGAACCAUCACCUGCUGUCUUCUCAAUAUGUGGAACGGCACUUCGGCCGGGAGGGGGCGGCACAGCACAGCACCGGUGCUGGAGACCACUGCUACUACCAGGGCAAGCUCCGGGGCAACCCGCACUCCUUUGCUGCGCUGUCCACCUGCCAGGGGCUGCAUGGGGUCUUCUCUGAUGGGAACUCAACCUUCAUUGUGGAGCCCCAGGUGCUGGCCAGGCCUCAGGCGCACCCCCAGGGGCCCCUCCCCCACCUCAUUUACCGGACCCCUCUCCUCCCAGCCCCCCUCGGAUGCAGGGAGCCAGGCUGCCUGUUUGCUGCCCAUUCUGUCCCUCCAAGCCGGCCGAGGCUAAGAAGGAAAAGGCAGGUGCGCCGGGGCCACCCCACCGUGCACAGUGAGACCAAGUAUGUGGAGCUCGUCGUGGUCAAUGACCACCAGCUGUUUGAGCAGAUGCGGCAGUCGGUCGUCCUCACCAGCAACUUUGCCAAGUCCGUGGUGAACCUGGCAGACGUGAUAUACAAGGAGCAGCUCAACACCCGAAUUGUGCUGGUCGCCAUGGAGACAUGGGCGGAUGGGGACAAGAUCCAGGUGCAAGAUGAUCUCCUGGAGACCCUGGCCCGCCUCAUGGUCUACCGGCAGGAGGGUCUGCCCGAGCCCAGUGAUGCUACCCACCUCUUCUCGGGCCGCACCUUCCAGAGCUCCAGCAGCGGGGCGGCCUACGUGGGGGGCAUCUGCUCGCUGUCACGGGGAGGCGGUGUGAACGAGUACGGCAACAUGGGGGCCAUGGCAGUGACGCUAGCGCAGACGCUGGGGCAGAAUCUGGGCAUGAUGUGGAACCAGCACCGGAGUGCGGCCGGCGACUGCAGGUGUCCCGACGUCUGGUUGGGGUGCAUCAUGGAGGAUACGGGGUUCUACCUGCCCCGCAAGUUUUCACGCUGCAGCAUCGACGAGUACACGCAGUUCCUGCAGGAGGGUGGCGGGAGCUGCCUUUUCAACAAGCCGCUGAAGCUCCUGGACCCACCCGAGUGCGGUAACGGCUUUGUGGAGGCCGGGGAGGAGUGCGACUGCGGCUCUGUGCAGGAGUGCAGCCGAGCUGGCGGCAAUUGCUGCAAGAAGUGCACACUGACACACGACGCCAUGUGCAGCGACGGCCUGUGUUGUCGGCGCUGCAAGUAUGAGCCUCGGGGCGUAUCCUGCCGGGAGGCAGUAAACGAGUGCGACAUCGCGGAGACCUGCACCGGGGACUCCAGCCAGUGUCCCCCUAAUCUGCACAAGCUGGACGGCUAUACCUGUGACCACGAGCAGGGGCGCUGCUAUGGAGGCCGCUGCAGGACCCGGGAUCGGCAGUGCCAGGCCCUGUGGGGUCGUGCUGCCGCAGAUCGCUUCUGCUAUGAGAAGCUGAACGUGGAGGGCACGGAGCGCGGGAACUGCGGGCGCAAAGGCUCAGGCUGGAUACAGUGCAACAAGCAGGAUGUGCUCUGCGGCUUCCUCCUCUGCAUCAAUAUCUCUGGGGCUCCUCGGCUGGGCGAGUUGGGGGGAGAUAUCAGCAGUGUUACUUUCUACCACCAGGGCAAGGAGCUGGACUGCAGGGGCGGCCAUGUGCAUCUUGCCGAUGGCUCUGACCUGAGCUACGUGGAGGAUGGCACGGCCUGUGGGCCCAGCAUGCUGUGCCUGGGCCACCGCUGUCUGCCAGCCUCUGCCUUCAACUUCAGCACCUGCCCAGGCAGUGGGGAGCGCCGAGUCUGCUCGCAUCACGGGGUCUGCAGCAAUGAGGGCAAGUGCAUCUGCCAGCCCGACUGGACAGGCAAGGACUGCAGCGUCCACAACCCACUGCCCACAUCCCCACCCACUGGGGAGACGGAGAGGUACAAAGGACCCAGCGGCACCAACAUCAUCAUUGGCUCCAUUGCCGGAGCAGUGCUGGUUGCAGCCAUCGUCCUGGGAGGCACAGGCUGGGGAUUUAAAAACAUUCGCCGAGGAAGGUACGACCCAACCCAGCAGGGGGCAGUGUGAUGCUGGCCACAACAGCCAUGCCGGCCUUGUCGCGUCUCAUCUCAUCUCAUCCAUCCCUCGCCCCUGCACCUGCUGCCUGAGGAAAGUCUGACACCCACUGCCCAUCACCCAUUGCAGCCCAUCUGUCUGUCUGUGUUCUGUGCCACCUGCCUGACCUCCCCACUGCUACUCCCUGGCCUGUGACUCACAACUGGGAGUGGCCUGGUGCUGCUGCCAGGCCCCUCCUGACCCCCCCUCUCCUUCCAGGUCUGGAGGGGCCUAAGCGCUGCCCUCCCCACAUCUGGCGCUGCCGCACACGCGUCUUCCAGGUCCCCCUCUGCUCUGGCUGCGCAGGGAAUGUGGCGCUGUCCUGCCACAGUGGCCAGGCCUGAGGACUCCUCCACACCCAUCUCCUGCGGCCUCGGCAUUGCGCACAGCCCCGUGUGAAUGUAGCUUCUGCCCUACGCGUGGCCGGAGGCUGCACCUCUUACCUUCUUUCUGAUCUAAUUGACGAAUGUAGCGUGGGUGCUGGGCCCUGACCAGGGACACUCUUCCUGGUGCCUGGCCCCGCCCCAGGGUCCUGGCCCUCCUGUCUCUGCCCAGCCCUGCCAAGCCUGGAAGAGUCAAACCAAAGCUGCCUGUCCCGUGCCUCGGGUCUGGACUCAGGUGUGGCGGCCAAGCCCCAGGCUGUCACAAAUUCCAACAACUCCAUCCUUGCCAGGACAUGUGUUUGGGGCAAAUAAAAUGGCACCUCCCGUCCAGGAAGGGCAGCUCCAAGAUGACCCAAGGCCUGGUGCCUGCCCAGGCUGGCUGCAGGGAGGACCCUCUAGGCAGAGGGUUGAGGUGGCCAGGCUGGGGCGAGCCCAGGAUGACACUAAGGUCCAGGAGCAGCUUCAGGCUCCCAGACCUAUUCACUUGGCACCCCUCUCCUUGACCCCUGGAGUCCCCCACCUGGGCAGGAUCCCUGCAGCCUCCCGGGUUUCCUGUUCCUGGGUCACCCUGGGGCUCUGGCGGUCUCUGAGGAGGUAACACAGAGGCGGUGGCCUGGGACCCAGGUAGCCUUUGAGGGGCCGGAGCGCAUGUGCUCCAGUGGGGCCCCCGCUUCCCCGUCAGGAGCCUCAUGGCCUGCAUGGCGGCCUGCAGGAUGGGCCAGGGAAGAUGCAAACUUCCCAAGCCACCACCCUAUGCACCUGGCAGCACCUGGAAAGUGGG